Molecule: messenger RNA, 1911 nt
Organism: Penicillium griseofulvum
Lineage: Eukaryota; Fungi; Ascomycota; Eurotiomycetes; Eurotiales; Aspergillaceae
Product: TLD domain-containing protein
Exons: 2
Coding region: 1-1911 (636 amino acids)
Source: RefSeq, a predicted model, not a curated record
AUGGGUGCAGGGCAGUCUAAUGAGAAUGGUGCAUCAUCCCCAGAGGAAUUGAGCUCCAUCCUUGCCGAGCGCUUUGCCACAAAAUGCUUCACGCCAUUAGAGCUCACGCAUUUCAAAGACAACUUCUUCUCUCGGGCCUUAGAGCAAGGAGGCCUGCGGUACUGGAAUGAGAAAGUCCUCUCAGACUUCUUGGGUAUCCCGGAUGGUAUCUAUACCUCUUCGCAGAAACAACCUUUAGAUGCAGGGCCGGUGGUAUUCCGCAUGGUCUCUUAUCUGGGAGCCUUUCCAUUCCAAAACACGCUCGCACCCAGUGUGCUGACCUUUGAGGCCAUGGUUAAAGUGGUUGUUCUUUUGACUGAGCGCUAUGGGAAAGCACUGAAACGGGGACACAAAGAUCGAAUUAAAUUACUCUUUGGCAGCUUGGCUGAUGUGGGGAGAAAGACUCCUGCCGAGUCUAAUGGAAAAUCUACAACCGAGGAAUCCGAAGCUUUAGCUGGGAAUUCCCAUGCACAAGGUUUCUCCGUAGACGAACCGGCCAACGAUGAGUACGAUGAUGAUGAGGACGAUGAUCUUGCGCUUGCAGCACUGGAAUCUCUUGAUGCGAUUGAAGUAUUCAAACAUGACCACCGUGUUGACAAGACCGUUUACGAGGCACGGAUUUCCAUCGAUACGUUCCGUCGUUUGCUUAUGCUACUGCUUGUCAUUGCACCACUGAAGCCAUUGGAGUCUUUGAAGGUAUAUACGUCUGGAGUGGAAGGUCAGCGUAUGGAGUUGGUUAAGAAGGAAGCAGACAGUAUCAUUGCAGCCUUUUCUCCGGAAGAGCGUGAUGGUGGGAUAUCUUACAAGGCUUUUGCCCGAACGAUAUCGCUGUCUCUGCCAUAUCUGUUCGAUCCACUGACUGCUCUUUUCGAGCACAUGCUUUUCAGCGAAAACUUGAAUCUAUCUCAACGCCGCCAAAGGGAUCUAGCCACGGAGAGCAAACAGGAGAGCGCGGAGAACGAAGAAGCACCCUCACCACCGGCUGCACUUACACUUCCGGGAAGCUUCGAGUCGGCGAUCUUAAACCCAACACUUAACUCGCAUCUUUCAUUCUUCCUCCCCUCCACAUCACCCGACAUCAAUAUCCUCCGAAGUGACGUCAAACUACAUCCUGUCUUCUCCACAAGCGCCCACGGGUCUUCCUUAACAUAUUUCUCCCAUCACGUCCUUACCUGGCAAUCUGCCACUCUCCUCCUCCUACAAGGAUCUUUAGCAGACUCAUCUAGCGAUGAAUUAAUAACAAUAGGCGCCUACAUUCCCCAACCGUGGAAAACCUCCAUAUCAACCUCAAGCCCAUCUUCAAAAACAUCCGACCUCCUCCCCUGCCUCUUCCAACUAUCCCCAAAGCACAUGCUCCUCCCGGGUAAUCCCUCCUCAUCCGCAACAAAGCCCAACACCCCAACCGCCUAUUUCUCACCCAAUACCGGCAUCGCAAUUGGCUGCAAAAUUCCCGCCCCGUCCCGCACGCAGCAAACCUAUCCGUCCCCGCACGGAGCAGGCAGUCUCAUCAUCGAUUCCAACAUAGAAACAGCAGAGUUCCACGCUGCACCGUUUGGACACAAUGGCGUCUUCUUACCUGCUGCCAAUACGUCCCCCGAAGACCAGCCGACAAAGAUCAAGCUUGAUCUUUAUACCCUAGAAAUUUGGGGCAUGGUCCGAGAUCCGGAGGCGUCUUUCUCUGCAGACCCGAGCUUGAGUCCCGUGGAGAUACAGCGUGCGAAGUGGGAAUUUGAGGCGCGGGAGGCUGAGCGCCGUCGUAAUAUAAAUAUCAAAGCUGGGGCUGGGGAUCCAACGACCGAGAGUGCGAGGUGGCUUUUGGAGGCGGCUGGUAUUAUUGGAGAUCAGGCGCGAUAUUCUGGUGGGAGGGGCUAG